Molecule: messenger RNA, 808 nt
Organism: Haliotis rufescens (red abalone)
Lineage: Eukaryota; Metazoa; Mollusca; Gastropoda; Lepetellida; Haliotidae
Product: ganglioside GM2 activator-like
Exons: 4
Coding region: 70-669 (199 amino acids)
Biological process (GO): ganglioside catabolic process; lipid transport
Cellular component (GO): cytoplasmic side of plasma membrane
Molecular function (GO): enzyme activator activity; lipid carrier activity
Source: RefSeq, a predicted model, not a curated record
UGAUAGCUGACCUCGUACCUACACUCCCUUCCAGCUGGCGACACACGUAACUCUAUUACUCUCCCUGUCAUGGCGACACACGCAGUUCUCGGCAUCAUCUUGCUUAUUCUCGUUAGCCACACAUCUGCCAGAUCACCUUUCAAAGUGGUAGACUGCAGUCAAAACAAGACGCGCGAGCUGUUCUCCAUCACAGAUGCCCAUCUGGAUCCGAAGUCGGUAGCCAUCCCAGGCAACCUCACGGUAUGGGGAUCGGUCAACAUCUCGGAGCCCAUCGAGGGCAACAUCACGUUGGACCUGAUGAUCGAGAGAAAGCUGGGGUUCUUUUGGCUGGAGAUAGAAAGCGACAAGUAUGACUUUUGCGACCUGAUUGGCCCUGAUGUCAACAAGACCGUGAAAUGUCCGAAACAGUUAGCGGAGAAUGACAUCCCUUGUGAGUGUCCCUUCCCACCGGGUACAUAUGCACUGAAGCAUCACGAGCUGUUUACCAUAAAGAAGAUAAGCAAAAGUCUCCAGUGGUUAGUGAAGGGCGAUUAUCGACUGACUCUGAAGCUAGAGGACUCUGGUACGGAUGACGAACUGUCUUGUCAGCAGAUAUAUGUAUCGAUAAGAGAUGGAUCUCCGCCAACACCAAAACCAGAGUGCAGUUUUCUAGACUGUAUAUUUGGAUGAAGACGACAACAUGAGGACAACUAAACGUUGUAGGGAGAUCAAGUGAUCGUUAAUACACAUGGAAAGGGGUUUGUCGCUUUCAUUUAUCUCAAUGUGUCUUUUAUAUUAAAAGAAAUCGUUAAUGGAAAAAUGCAACUUA